CACACCUUCAGGGAAAUAAUUUCAUGACCAGUCUGUACGAGGAGGUGCACCGCUGCCUCACUGGCCACACCCUGCUGGACAAAAGACUGAGCCUGGUGCCGCCGGGCCUGAUCAGCACGCAGGUGGGCGUGGCUCUCGCCCUGGCCUGGCAGGGACAAGAGUACCCUCUGCUGUUGGUCGGCGUGGACCUGGUGCCGGUGCUGGAGGUGCCGUGGCCGGGAAAAAUUCCCAGACCCUUCCUCACUCCCGCGGACACCACCACCAUACAGCUCAGUAAUGCCGCGGACGCCACAUGGCGCUGCAGCUUUGCCUUGGCAGAGGCAAAGGUGCUGGAGACGUUGAGCCCUGUAGAGCGCCAGGCACAGCUGAUGGGAAAGGUAAUUCUGUCUCGCCUGAAGGCCGAGCCCUGGAUGCCACGUCACAAGAAGAGCUUCUGCACCUGGUUUGACACACGUGAGUGGAACAUCCCGGUGCCGAGCGGAUUCUGCUUCAAGAACGCAUUCCUGCGGUGGCUGGAGCAUAAGAGGUGUGAGGAAAAGGACCUUGGCAGGCAGCUGGGAACGGGACGCAAAGAGGAUCUAGCGAGGCACCGGGGAGAGGGAGGCAAAGAGGAUCCCACCAGGGAGCUUGAGGCAGAGCGGGAAGAGGACCCAAUCAGAUGGGUGGUGGAGGUGUUCAGGCUGAUGUGUGCAAACCCAGAGGAAUCACGAGAGCACCUGGCAACUCUAAACAGCCCCGCCUACUUCGGAGGGGACUGUGAGGGCCGCAAACCUGGAGACGGGGCGCCCAUCGUUGUGCAGUGUCUGGAGGAGAACUUGGAAAAUUUGUGGUCAGGCUUGGCUGACCAGCGAGAUCUGAGCCAAGACAGCCAGGAAGCGAUGAGGAACAUAAUGCUGGGGCUAGACCUCUGGAUACUGAUGAUGCAGCUCCACGGUGACGAUCAGCAGUGAUUCACACCACCCUCUGUAAACUACUCCUUACCC
Portunus trituberculatus (swimming crab) is the source of this 983-nucleotide messenger RNA. RefSeq lists its product as uncharacterized. The record is from RefSeq and is a predicted model, not a curated record. The transcript has a single exon. NCBI's taxonomy places the organism in Eukaryota, Metazoa, Arthropoda, Malacostraca, Decapoda, Portunidae. The coding region runs from base 24 to 950 and encodes 308 amino acids.